Mycena indigotica is the source of this 1842-nucleotide messenger RNA. RefSeq lists its product as uncharacterized. Bases 1 to 1842 code for a protein of 613 amino acids. The record is from RefSeq and is a predicted model, not a curated record. The transcript has 13 exons. Gene Ontology annotation, molecular function: ATP hydrolysis activity; ATP binding. Lineage: Eukaryota; Fungi; Basidiomycota; Agaricomycetes; Agaricales; Mycenaceae.
AUGUCUGCUAACAGGCACACGUUCGAUCUUACCAUGGCGAAUUCCGGCAAAAACCGGUCCUCUCGGCUCUGGGACAGCAUCAAAGGCAUUCCGGGGUCGAUACAGCUCGUGGACCUGCCACUGAGCAUUCAGAGAUCUUGGCUCUAUGCUUAUGUUUACGACAGCCUCAAAUAUAUAGCGGCAGGCGCCAUUGUCGAGACCAUUCGGCAGAGUUUGGUAUGGUUCUAUCAGAGGGUCAAGCUUCGCCAUUCAACAAGUGCAGAAAUCAUUCAAGGAGACCCAGCAUUUGAGUGGCUUACUAGCUGGCUUACAGAAAAUAAUGUUUGGCGGUCCUCACGCGAGUUCAAAGUGACCAGCAAAACAUCGAAACUUGUUUACGGGGUCUCUGUCAGUACUGAUCCCGAAAUACAAGGGUCUGCGGACUACGUCCCAACCUACGAAAGCCCCCAGCUGUUUCGGUGGAGAAGCUACUGGGUGGAAGUUCAGCGUGUUCGUGCAACAAUUCAAGGGGCGAAUGGUCAAUCGCAGCACAGUACUGCUAUAUUUCUAACGGUUUUUACGCGUGACAUCUCGGUGCUUUCUGAACUUGUGGAGGAGGCCUUUCAGAUGUAUCAGCGCAAGAUUAAACCAUACGUCACGAUUUUCCUGGCUGAUUCUCCGAGUUUUGGAGGUACUUUCCUGUGGAACGUCAAGAGGAAACCCCAUCGCCCGAUCGAGUCCAUUAUUCUACCUGACGGGAUGCUUAGUGAUCUCAUCCAAGACGCAAAGAAAUUCUUCAGCUCGGAAGACUGGUACCACCGCGCGGGCAUACCUCACCGACGAGGCUACUUGCUUUAUGGCCCACCCGGCACCGGGAAAAGCUCGACGAUUCACGCCGUAGCCAGCGCUCUUAACCUCGAGAUUCAUUCUUUUACGCUCUCAUCUGGUUUUAUCGAUGACGGCGUUCUCCAACGAGCCAUCACCACCAUACCCAAGCGAAGCAUUCUACUGUUGGAGGAUAUUGACAGCAUUCUGCCUUCAAGAGAAGAUGAUGAAGAAAAUGACUUGCACCCCCAGCCCAUGUUACGGUCGCGCUCGGGGGUGACUCUUUCCGGCCUGUUAAACAUCCUCGAUGGUAUAGGGAGUGAAGAGGGAAAACUUUGUUUUGCAACAACAAACUAUAUGGAUCGCCUUGAUCCGGCGUUGAUGCGCCCCGGCAGAAUUGAUCGCCGCGUGCGGUACACACUUGCCACACGCGUUCAAGCUCGGAGAUUGUUUGAACGACUAUUCAAAGGUGCUGAGACUGACACCACAACAAGCCAAGGCAUGACAUUCGAUGACGAAAUCGGCACUCAAGCACCAUCUACCGAUGUCGAAAACUCUGAAGGUUCAGCGUUGGGUAUCAAACAGAUGGAGCAAUCGACCGAGACCUCAAACGCGGACUCAAGCCCACCCUCCUUGUCUAGGUCGGCCUCAACCUUAAUCAGCGACGCCCAACUCGCGUCCCUUGCUGUGCAAUUUUCUGACUCGAUGAACGACGAAGAAUUCUCACCAGCGGAGUUGCAAGGCUACCUCCUUUCCAAUCGUGAACGACCUAUCGCUGCCGCUGCCGAAAUGAAAGGAUGGGUCUCACGUCAGCGUGUAGAACGCGCAGAGAAGGAACGGGAGAGGGAACAGCGCGGCAGAGAUAAAUCGCCGCCCAGUGGUUGGGCGGCAGUGGGGCGGCGGUCGGGCGGCACACCAGGUCUGACCGCCGGGCUUGCAACGAGUUAUCUUGUCGUUGUCUUAAGUGAAUUCACGCACCUAGUGUACCACGGAAGGAGUCGCGUGUAUUUGUUGUCAGUAGAUCAGCAAAAGGACUAA